AUGGAGACAAGACAAGAGUAUUUCCAGCCUCGACUACAGCGCACCCUCGCCAUGGGUUAUGCAUUGCCAUUCAAGCUCAACCGCUCUGAUCUGCUCAUCACCGACUCGUACGUCGGUGGCAAGCAAGUGUCCGCACAGUCAGGCGCAGCCUUUGAUGUUCUAGACCCGGGCUCCAAUAAGCCAUGGGCCAAAGUAACCGACAAUUCAGCAGCCGAUGUCGACGCUGUAGUUGAGGCAGCUCAUACCGCAUUCCAAACGUUCAAGAAGUCGUCGCCUCGCGUCAGGGCCCAGUGGCUCCUCAAAUGGGAUGCCCUCAUCAAAGAGAACAAGGAAGACUUGGCCAAGAUCCUCGUCCACGAGACAGGCAAGCCCUACGCCGAAGCUAUUGGCGAAUUAGACUACGCGGUCUCAUUCGUGGCCUGGUUUGCCGGCGAGGCAGAGCGCAUCCAGGGAACGUGCUUUGUUCCUUCAGCCCCAAACCGGCGCAUUUUCACCAUCAAGCAGCCCAUCGGUGUUGCUGUCGCGCUGGUCCCAUGGAACUUCCCCGUCGCAAUGGUCCUUCGCAAGGCAGCUGCUGCAUUGGCCGCUGGCUGCACGAUGAUCGUCAAGCCAUCGCCUGAGACGCCGGUGACGGCGGGAGCCCUUGCCAAGCUGGCGAGCGAGGCGGGAUUCCCCGACGGGGUCCUGAACGUGAUCACCACGAGCCUUGAGAACACUCCGCCGCUGAGCGAGGCCUUGUGCAAACACGAGGUGGUGAAGAAGGUUACGUUUACUGGCUCUACCCGCGUUGGAAAGCUCAUUGCGAACCAUUGCAGCAGCGGCUUGAAAAAGGUCGUGCUUGAGCUUGGAGGAAACUGUCCUUGCCUCAUCUUUGACGAUGCCGACAUUGAGGCCGCACUGCGUGAGCUGGUCGGCCUGAAAUUCCGCCACGCUGGCCAAGCGUGCAUCACGGUCAAUCGAUUUCUCGUCCAGAGCGGGAUAUAUCGCAGAUUCCUCCGACGCUUCCAUGAGGAAACGGCCAAGUAUGUUGUUGGCCACGGUGCUGCUAGGGGAACGACCCUCGGCCCCGUCACCAAGCUCGAAAGCAUAGAUCGGGCUGAACGCUUGGUUCAAGACGCCAUUUCCAACGGGGCACGUCUCGUCGCCGGUGGGAAGCGCGUGGCUCCGAAGGGCUUUGAAGAGGGUUACUUUUUCGAGCCAACCAUCCUGGCUGAUAUGUCUACCAACACGUUCAUCUCGUGCGAGGAAUGCUUUGCACCCAUCUCUGCUUUUUACAAAUUCGAGACCGAGGAAGAGGCAGUGAAGAUGGCUAACGACACCCCUAUGGGGCUUGCUAGCUAUGCUUUCACGAAGAACGUUGAUCGUAUCUGGCGUUUGUAUGAAAACCUCGAGGCUGGCAUGAUCGGACUCAAUACCGGGAACUCCUCUGCAGCAGAGACUCCGUUUGGUGGCAUCAAGUACUCUGGCUAUGGAAAGGAGGCAGGGAAGGACGUCGCAAUUAAUGAGUACAUGAUCACCAAGUCUGGCACUCUUACUGUGGACGGUAUAGUAUGA
Clonostachys rhizophaga is the source of this 1554-nucleotide messenger RNA. NCBI's taxonomy places the organism in Eukaryota, Fungi, Ascomycota, Sordariomycetes, Hypocreales, Bionectriaceae. The record is from the annotation of a GenBank genome assembly.